Molecule: messenger RNA, 2706 nt
Organism: Bipolaris victoriae FI3
Lineage: Eukaryota; Fungi; Ascomycota; Dothideomycetes; Pleosporales; Pleosporaceae
Exons: 4
Coding region: 1-2706 (901 amino acids)
Molecular function (GO): protein binding
Source: RefSeq, a predicted model, not a curated record
AUGGAUGGUCUUUCGGGAGCAGCAAGCGUCAUCGCAGUAAUCGACAUAUCCGCCAAAAUCGUCUCAAUAUGUAUCCAAUACUCCAUAGCCGUCAACGACGCAAAGGAGGAUAUCGAACGUGUGCAGAAAAAGGCUGACGCCAUCAACUGUACGCUGGAGAAGAUCAGGCAGCUGCUUGAUAGCCAGGACAAAACACGCCUCUCUGCUACUCAGAGUCUUUUCGAUUCGCUUCAACAAUGUCUUAAUGAACUAAAAGACCUAAAGCUAAAGCUGGAGCCAGGCAAGACUCGCAGCGCUAUGAGUCGAUAUGGCUUGCGUGCGCUCAAAUGGCCGUUCAAGAGCAAGCAAGUGGACAAGAUUGUUUCAAACUUGAGCGGAUAUGAGCAGACCUUCAACUUAGCGCUGCAAGUUGAUCAGACAACUACCAUGAUCAGCAUAGACCGGAAGCUGGACCUUUCCAAACUAUCUGUCGCAACAGGCGCCUGCUUCAACUCCCACGACGAAGAACACAACGCACGAUGCCUACCAAACACCCGCACCCAAUUAUUAGACGAGAUCGUGACAUGGGCAAAUGACAAGAACAGCAAGUGUAUAUUUUGGCUCAGUGGCAUGGCUGGCACGGGAAAAUCUACUAUUGCACGGACAAUUGCUCAAUCAUUUGCUAGCAACGGUCAGCUAGGUGCAAGCUUCUUCUUUAAGCAGGGCGAGGGUGAGCGCGGCAACGCCUCGCGAUUCUUCCCCACCAUCGCUACAGACCUAGCUACCUGUGAGCCAGGUAUGCUACCUGGUCUUAGGGAAGCACUCGAUAAUGACUCAAAUAUAUCACAGAAGACUCUGACAGAUCAGUUUGAGAACCUAGUUCUGAAGCCACUCCAAAAGAUACAGCAGCCUUGUUCACGGGCCUUGGCGCGUGUUAUUAUAAUAGACGCACUAGACGAAUGUGAGCAAGAAGAAGACAUUCGAACGAUCCUUCGGCUGCUUGCUCGAGCUAAAGAUAUCCAUCCAAUUGCGCUACGGAUUGUCGUUACUAGCCGACCAGAGCUUCACAUUCGCUUAGGUUUCAAAGAGAUUUCAAACAGCACAUACCAAGACCUUAUACUUCACGAAGUACCAAGGAGCACGGUCGAGCACGACAUCCGUCUCUUUCUCGAACAUGAGCUCAAUAUAAUACGUAAAGAACGCAUGCUAGCUCCAGACUGGCCAACAGAACAACAGAUUCUAGAACUCGUCGAGCUAGCUACACCACUUUUCAUCUAUGCUGCUACAGUAUGUCGGUACAUUGGUGGUAAAGGAAGUAACCCUACGGCUUUCCUCAUCAAGGUUUUGCAGUAUCGAAAAGCAAACUUCUCAAAGUUAGAUCAAACCUAUCUCCCUGUUCUUGAUCAGCUGCUUUAUGAACAGGAAGAAGACGAUAAGGAAACCUGGCUUCAAAAUUUUCGAGAAAUUGUCGGCAGUCUUGUCCUUCUCGAAAACCCGCUCUCCGCUGUUUCGCUUAGCCGCUUGCUUCAAGUUCCACAAGAAGAGGUCAAGUCUCAUCUUGAAUCUUUGCACUCUGUGCUCAAUGUCCCCAACGAUGAGAACGCACCUACCAGACUCUUACACUUGUCUUUCCGCGAAUUCCUUGUCGCCCCUCAAAAACAAGGGAAAAGCCCAUUCUGGAUAGACCAAACGGACACACACAAGAAGCUAGCUACGCGUUGCCUUGAACGGAUGUCUGGAUCACAUGGCCUGCAUGAGAAUAUGUGCAACCUGUCAGGGCCUGGGGUCUUGAAAAGCGAAAUCGACAAGGGGACAAUAGCUAGUUGCUUGCCAUCUGACCUACAGUAUGCAUGUUAUUACUGGGUGCAUCAUCUCGUGCAGAGCAAGCAAACCAUUGCCGACGGAGAUACGAUGCAUGUCUUUCUCAGAAAUCAUUUUCUCCAUUGGAUAGAAGCUAUGAGUCUUAUGAGUGAUCCGUCGAGUUAUUAUCGCUUGAUAUGCGAUCUCAAAGCGACUAUAGAUGUGCUAUUUGCAACCAACAUUUGGACUUUUCUCUGCGAUGCUGAGCAAUUUGUAGAGACGUUUUCGACAAUACUGAGAAGAGCCCCUUUGCAGGUCUACUACUCAGCACUUGCAUUCGCAUCGGAGAGUAGUAUGAUACGUCAAACGUUUAUGAGCAAAUUAUCAGAGAAGGUUCAUAUGGUGGCCAUGAACGAAGCAGGCCAGGACGCUUCUGGUAAUUUAAUUGGGGGCCAUUCGCGCCGGAUUACAGAUGUGGCCUUUUCACCAGACAGUCAGAUAGUCGCAUCGGCGUCUAGAGACAAAACAGUACGGCUGUGGAAGGUGGCGACAGGGAAGUGUCAUAGGGUGCUCGGGGAUCAUUCCCAUCGGUUCACUGCGGUGGCCUUCUCGCCAGACGGCCAGCUGCUCGCGUCAGCGUCUGAAGAUGGGAUAGUAUGGCUGUGGGAAGUGGCUACUGGGGUUUGCCGUAUCACUCUAAACGGUCUUUCAGGAUACGUUCAUUUUAUCCGCUUCUCACCAGAUGGCCACGGUCCCGAGCUUACCAUCGCAGCCUGGCUUUUUUCGACCGAGGCAACUUUGGCUACCGAACGAUCAACAACCUAUUCUUUUCCUCCCGGUAGGAUAUCGAACUCGGGCGACUACUACAUCCAACGGCACGAUUUGUUUGGGACUGAAAUCUGGCCGUGUAAUUUUGCUUACGAUUAA